AUGUCAAAACAGGAGAUCAGGCAGAUGGUGAGCUACCUCUCAUUUGUAGUUAAGCUGACAUCAGGCCGAGGCCAUCUUCGACGAGCUGCUCGGCGACUCUGUGCUGACGACGACGAUCGAGGCGCACCGCGAGAUCAAGCGCGGCCAGGUCGUCUGCAGCCAGUGUGGGACGAGGAUCAAGCUAACAACAGGUGUCGGUCGCACCAACCCCUGUCGUCGCGGGAACCGACGCCGUCACGAUCAAACGGCUACGCCGUAGGCCCGGAGAAGGGCACGGGUGGCGGAACAGGAAUUGCCUCAGGCAGCGGCCGCGUCGACUCGAGUGGUAAUGCCUUCUUCGAUUGUCUCGUGUGCGGUCGUUCAAUCACAUCAAACCGCUACGCGCCGCAUCUGGCGUCGUGUCUUGGCUUAUCGGGCUCGACGCGGCGGGGCGCCUCGCGCAUGGCGGCGGCCAAGGCGAGGCUGGGCACGGAUCGGGCCAGUCCCUCGCCGUACCUCGCCAGCGAGGACAGUGAUGCCGAGAGUGUCUCGAGCAAGCGGAGAAAACUAAACGGCAAGCGCGCCGCCUCCCCGCAAAAGCCCACCUUCAAGAAGAAGCUGCAAGGCCACACGUCCGGCAGUGCGCCGCCCCGGAUGCCCUCCAAGCUCGGGCGUCCGCCCAAGUCGGCGGCGACUCAGAAGGCCCACUCGGCCUCGCCAUUCACGAAAGCCGGCUCGGGCAGUGCCAGCCCAAAGUCAGCCGGCGUCACGGGCAAGUCGGCCUCGCCUGAUAAACCCGUCAGUAAACCCGGCCCGAAACCGGGCGCCAAGGCUGCGGCUGCAAAGGAGGCGGCAGCGGCGGCGCGCGAGGCGGCGGCCAAAGAGGCGAAGAGUAAGAGUAAGAGUAGGAGUCCGGCGCCGCCUGCGCCAGCUCCGGCGCCUGCGCCUGCCCCGCCGCCCGCGGACGAGAGUUCAGAGGGAGAGGACGAUUACUAG
This is a messenger RNA of Trichosporon asahii var. asahii CBS 2479, 975 nucleotides long. RefSeq lists its product as uncharacterized. The coding region runs from base 1 to 975 and encodes 324 amino acids. The record is from RefSeq and is a predicted model, not a curated record. The transcript is spliced from 4 exons. NCBI's taxonomy places the organism in Eukaryota, Fungi, Basidiomycota, Tremellomycetes, Trichosporonales, Trichosporonaceae.